AUGCUUUCACUAAUAAGAUCAUCGUCCAGAGUCACACUCCUUCGGUCAAUUCGGUCUUUUUCUACCUCCUGCUUUAGGCUAUCAGGUGAGGCGGUGAAAAGGAAGCCGGCCCAAAACCCGGUUUUCAGCAAAAGUCUAAAAUCCAAUCCUCACCAACUGGUGGAAACAAUUCAUAAAACUGCAGAGAUGUUUGGUGCUGCGCACAGGUGGGGACCAAAGCCUGAGGAUACUGGUGUCACAAGAUUGGCCUUGUCCGAUUUUGAUAAAGGUGUGAAAGAGUGGUUUAUCAAAGAAGUGAAAUCUUUGGGUUGCACUGUCAAGAUCGAUGAAGUUGGAAAUAUCUUUGCUACCUAUCCUGGUAAAAAUAACAGUGCACCAGCAACAGGAAUCGGUUCUCAUCUCGAUACUCAACCAACUGGUGGCAGAUAUGAUGGAAUCUUUGGUGUUCUUUCCGGGUUGCAAGUCUUGCGAACUAUGAAACAAAACAACUACGUUCCAAACUAUCCGAUCACCUUGGUGGAUUGGUGCAAUGAGGAAGGUGCAAGGUUCCCGAUGUCUAUCAUGGCCUCGUCUGUCUGGGCUGGUAUCAACACCAAAGAGGAAGUUUACGCCUUGAAAGAUGUGUUUGAUGAUAAAACUACCGUUCUUGAUGAGUUGAAGCGGAUCGGUUUCCAGGGUCCAGAGCGUUGCAGUCACGAUUCGAAUCCUCUAAAGUGCCAUUUUGAAAUGCACAUUGAGCAGGGACCUGUUCUCGAGAACACGAACAAGAAGAUCGGUGUUCUAAUCGGUGCCCAGGCCUACAGAUGGCUAUAUGUGACCAUGAAAGGUAUGGCCCAGCAUACUGGUAGUACUCCAAUGGAGUACAGAAGAGAUGCCUUGUUUGCUACUUCUAAGGUGAUGGUGGGAAUCAACAGCAUUGCCCGGAAAUAUGGUGGAGUGGCAUCUGUUGGAAAGAUGAGCGAGACUCCAAACGUUGUCAAUGUCAUUCCUGGUACAGUCAAGUUUGUCAUCGACAUCAGAAAUCACACGGAUGAGGGUCUUGAGAAGAUGUAUAAGGAGAUUAUGCAGUUGAUCGAAAACUCGGUGAAGAAUGAAGAGGGUAACGGUGUUUCAGUUGAGGCAACAGUCGAGAAUCCAUUCCCUAUUCCGGCAACAUACUUCAAUAAAGACUUAAUCAGCAUCAUUGAAAGCUCUGCUGAUGAUAUUGUCGGUCCUCAGUAUGUGCACAAGAUGAUGAGUGGUGCUGGCCAUGAUUCAUGUGCUACGAACACUGUUAUUCCAACUGCAAUGAUAUUUGUUCCAUCCAAGGAUGGUGUUUCUCACAAUCCUCGGGAAUACACAUCCCCAGAGGAGCUUGAGGCUGGUUUCCAGGUUCUUUUAGAGACUGUGCUUAGAUAUGACCAGGUUAGGGGUGAUUAG
This is a messenger RNA of Brettanomyces bruxellensis, 1419 nucleotides long. RefSeq lists its product as uncharacterized. Gene Ontology annotation, molecular function: hydrolase activity, acting on carbon-nitrogen (but not peptide) bonds, in linear amidines. The record is from RefSeq and is a predicted model, not a curated record. The coding region runs from base 1 to 1419 and encodes 472 amino acids. The transcript has a single exon. NCBI's taxonomy places the organism in Eukaryota, Fungi, Ascomycota, Pichiomycetes, Pichiales, Pichiaceae.